Messenger RNA from Leucoraja erinaceus (little skate), 1045 nucleotides. Its product is annotated as ribosomal biogenesis factor-like. Gene Ontology annotation, biological process: ribosome biogenesis. Lineage: Eukaryota; Metazoa; Chordata; Chondrichthyes; Rajiformes; Rajidae. The transcript has 4 exons. The record is from RefSeq and is a predicted model, not a curated record. Bases 103 to 513 code for a protein of 136 amino acids. Gene Ontology annotation, cellular component: nucleolus.
CUGUGCCCGGCCUGUGGGCCCGCCGUUACCGGUAGCGCUGCGGGCGGGCGGGCGGAGCCUUCCUUCCCGGUGACGCGGCGGCGGGAGCGACGAGGCCCGGAGAUGGCGCGGAGUCACAGCCGCAGAACGAUCUCGAACAACAACAACGGCGGCGGCAGCGGCGGCGGCGAGGGCUCGGGGUCGGGGGCCCAGGCCGGCGGGCGGAAGUGUUCAGAAGGGAUGGCAAAGAAAAGACCAAAGGCACAAAAAAAUAAUGAUGUUUUCAAGGUUGCCAAUAGCAGGAGCAUAAAAGCCAAAAACAAAACCAAACAUGUGACUACAAGUCUCAAGAAGAUCAAUAUUAGGAACAGUGAAAAAGUCUCUAAAAUCAAUAAAGCAUUUACAGAAGUACAAAAAGAGAUCACGAACCUAUCCAAAGCCACAACUUCGAAGAAACCACUGCAGAUUCCCAGAACUCCGCCAGCUGAACAGCUGAAUGUAGAUGCUACAACACAGUUGUUUUCCCAGUUGUGAAAUUCAGAAAAUGCUUUCAGUCGAUGAGAACAUGUAUACAGUGGACAAUGCAACCUACAGUACAAUGAGAAUUUUAAUGUUUUCUCUUUUUGUUCCAACUCUCUAAAUGUACAAACAUAUGAACCAAAGAUCAUAGAGGAGCUCCUCUAGUAUCUUUGAUAUGAACUGCAGAUGCUGGUUUCUACCAAAAAUAGACACAAAAUGCUGGAGCAACUCUAGAGAAAAUGAAUAGCUGACGUUUUGAGACGGGACCCUUCUUCAGACUUCUGAAGGUAGGUCCCGUCCUUAAACAUCCACUAUCCAUUUUUUUCCAGAGAUGCUGCCUGACCCACUGAGUUAUUCCAACACUUUGUGACUGUCUCUAAAUGGUAAAUUUUUUUUUCAGUACAUACCAAAUGAGAAAUCCUUUCUGGUAUUCCAGAGGAAAUGAAUCUAAUGCCUUCUGCAGAUUCAAGGUUGUUUGUGACAAAUGUCAGUGUUUGGUUUUGACCGAAGCAGAUUUUUAGACAAUUCAUAAAAUUACAUAUAAAAA